AUGAAUAUAACAGACUCAAGCAACAAUGCAAGUACUUAUGCUUCCGAGCAAGCUCGAUAUGAAAGCUUUUUCCAAUCAGCGUGGGGCACGGAGAUUUCAUACCGAACAGAGCUAGCGCGAUGGUUUUACUUUACAGGAAUAUCGCGACAGGUUAAAUGUUUUUUCUGUGGAUACCUCUACCACGCCUCAAUCUGGCAAGAUUUACACUGGAUUGAACAUCGUCUUCAUUCAUCAGAUUGUCCUUUCAUCCAAGGUCUUCCUUGUGGUAAUAUACCAAGAUCUAUAUCAACUGUUGUUCUACAGGAAAACACGCCUCUAAGAGUCAUGGUUAAUUAUGAAAAUGAAGAAUCAAGGAUAGUACAGAAUAAUCCUUCACAUUCUAAUAACACUGCAGAGGAUCGAGCUGGUAUCAUUUUCAGAAUCAUCAAUCGACGACGAUACUUUAAGCCGCUGAACCUUCAGUUUAGAACACUACAAAGUCGGACUGAAACUUUCUCAAAUUGGCCGAUCAAUGAGAUAAUAACACCCAAAGAACUUGCAGAGGCCGGAUUCUUUUACACUAGAGUAUACGAUCACACCAGAUGUUUCAACUGCAAUGGAACAAUCUCAAAUUGGGAGAGAGGAGAUAAUGCAUGGGCUGUCCAUGCAUAUUACUUCCCUAAAUGUAGUUAUCUAUAUUUGAAGCGAGGACAGAUGUUCGUAGAUGAUAUCAACUCCCAACAGAUACAGUUACUCCCUACAGAGCUACCACAACCCACUGAUGAUAAGGACAGAUACACUUGCAAGAUAUGUCUCGACAAAGAAAUCGGUACAGUAUUCGCACCAUGUGAUCACGCUAUCUCUUGCAUCGAUUGUGACACAGCUUGA
Messenger RNA from Panonychus citri (citrus red mite), 867 nucleotides. Its product is annotated as baculoviral IAP repeat-containing protein 7-B-like. The transcript is spliced from 2 exons. The record is from RefSeq and is a predicted model, not a curated record. Lineage: Eukaryota; Metazoa; Arthropoda; Arachnida; Trombidiformes; Tetranychidae. The coding region runs from base 1 to 867 and encodes 288 amino acids. Gene Ontology annotation, biological process: regulation of cell cycle; negative regulation of apoptotic process. Gene Ontology annotation, molecular function: cysteine-type endopeptidase inhibitor activity involved in apoptotic process. Gene Ontology annotation, cellular component: nucleus; cytoplasm; spindle microtubule.